AUGAUGAAUAUUAAACAAGAAGAACGUUUAGAUACUUGUGAAACCGAUCUUAUUUAUGCACAAAAGUAUAAAGACGAAGAUGAUGAUAUUUUUGAUGAGCUUGAAACCAAUACGUCGGGACGAAAUGUUGAAAUUAAAGAAGAAAUUGAACAACGUUCGGAUUUGCUACCAAAAAUUAAUAGUGAUUCGACGUCCGAAAAAGAAGUGCGAUUUUGUGCUAUAACUUUUAAAAAAGAACCAGAGAACACUAGUGAAGUUAAAGCUACGACGGAUAUCAGAGAUAUCAAGAAAGAGCUUGAUGAAUAUAUUCAAUCUAAAGUUGAACUUUUGACUAUGCAUUGUGAUUUACCGACUUUGAAAAAUGAAAAUACUGAAUAUCAAGAAAGUUUGAGAGAGUUGUGUGACAACGAAGAAAAUGAAAGGAUAGCAAGUACAUUAAAAAAUGAUGGAAAUGUUAUAAAUAUAAAAAAUAGAAGGAAGCAGUAUCGGUGUCAAAAAAAUUUCCGUUCUUCUAAAUCAAGAUCGAAACAUAUCGACGGACAUUUUGGGAAAAACUUCGUGAUUUGUAAAUUUUGUGGAAGAUUCAUGACAAAAAUGAAUUUUUCUCAGCACCAAUUUAUUCACGUAGUAAAAAAUAGAUCAAGAAAAGUUUCUUCGAAAAUCAAUGACGUUUCCAACAUACAGGCACAUUUAAAAAUUCACAGUAAUGAAAAAUCAUUUAAAUGUGACGUUUGUAGUAAAGGAUUUAAUCGAAAAUCUAGUUUACAACGACAUUUAAUAAUUCACAGUAAUGAGAGACCAUUUAAAUGUGACAUUUGCUUCAAUGGAUUUUAUCAAAAAUCUUAUUUACGAAAACAUUUAAUAAUUCACAGUAAUAAAAAAUCAUUUAAAUGCGACAUUUGUUCCAAAGGAUUUAAUCAAAAAUAUAAUUUACAACUACAUUUAUUAAGUCAUAAUAAAGAAAAACUAUUGAAAUGUGACAUUUGUUCUAAAGGAUUUAAUCGAAAAUCUAGUUUAAAACGACAUAUAUUUCACAGUAAUGAGAGACCAUUUAAAUGUGGCAUUUGUUUAAAAGGAUUUAAGCAAAAAUUUUCUUUACGAAACCAUUUAAUAAUUCACAGUAAUGAAAAAUCAUUUAAAUGUGA
Psylliodes chrysocephalus is the source of this 1145-nucleotide messenger RNA. The record is from the annotation of a GenBank genome assembly. Lineage: Eukaryota; Metazoa; Arthropoda; Insecta; Coleoptera; Chrysomelidae.